Suillus fuscotomentosus is the source of this 699-nucleotide messenger RNA. RefSeq lists its product as uncharacterized. The coding region runs from base 1 to 699 and encodes 232 amino acids. The record is from RefSeq and is a predicted model, not a curated record. Lineage: Eukaryota; Fungi; Basidiomycota; Agaricomycetes; Boletales; Suillaceae. The transcript is spliced from 7 exons.
AUGUCAUCAAAGUCCCAGAAGAACGACUACGUCCUCAAAAUUGUGAUAAGUGACUGGACUAUAAUCAUCAGACGUGUGAAAGUAGGCGGAUCGCUUUACCACUCGUGGAAGUCGGAAUACCGGAGCGGAAGUGGUAAACAUUUCAAGUUCAUUUUACCAUCAGACGUUGACAUCGGACUCUUGUUAUUCGCGAGUCUUUUGUCUCUACAUCCGAUCGAGCUUUCAUGGAUAAUACCGUGGAAGAAGCAGCUUUCCAAGUCCCAGAUUCGUCACAGAAAACAGCAAGAGAAGUUGGAAAAGCAACGCGAAUCGCGUCUGGCCGAACAAAGGCUUAUCUUACUUGCUAGGUACCAGAAGGGAACCAUGAAACGGAACAAGAAGAGAGCAUAUGACAAUGCAUGGAGGAUUGUGGCGCAAGAGGAAACCGGGCUCUCUAGAUCUGCUAUUCAUAAGGAAAUACGGAGAGAGAAGAGGGCAAAGAAGAAAGCAUUGGUUGCGGCAGAACAAGACACUAAGAGAAAAGCCUCGCAGAUUUUAUCGGACACGCAAGCGCUAUUGAUAGAGAACGAGGAAGAGCUAGUUGCGGUGCAAAAUGCAGCACACAGAGAUGUGUUACUCGCAGCCAAGAAGAUUGCGUUUUUGGAAGAGAGAAUGGAUGAUCUGCUUGUAGUACUAAAAGACAUGCGUGGGGUAUCGUGA